Messenger RNA from Labrus bergylta (ballan wrasse), 2475 nucleotides. It is a transcript of the gene lpxn, whose product is annotated as leupaxin. Gene Ontology annotation, molecular function: actin binding; muscle alpha-actinin binding. Gene Ontology annotation, biological process: muscle structure development; actin cytoskeleton organization. Lineage: Eukaryota; Metazoa; Chordata; Actinopteri; Labriformes; Labridae. Gene Ontology annotation, cellular component: filamentous actin; stress fiber; adherens junction. The record is from RefSeq and is a predicted model, not a curated record.
GUGAUGAUUUUGACCAGAAGAUAAAUUUGGCUGGUUACCUUAGUAACAAUCCAGCCCCAAAAAAACAGACUCUCGCAGUGAGAGCCGUAGACAACAUGGAAGAGCUGGAUUUGUUGUUGGAGGAGUUGGCCUUCAAUUCAGAGCGUCCAGAGAGUGUCAAUGAAAACAGGAGCAAUAAUCCACCUGAUGGAGAGGUGACAGGUGAUAUUUAUUCUGCACUGAACAAGAAAGGAAAAGGCCUAGUCUGCUCAAAUAUCUACAGUGAUCUGCCUGCUCCUGUGGCAGUUUCCCCAACCCCCAGCUCACCUACUCAGGAGCUGGAAUCCAUCCUGCAGGAUCUGAUGAGCAUGGGAGAAGAGGAUCCCGAGUCUUCUACAACCCCACCACCUCUGACACAGAAGCAAUCGAUAAAAAAUAAAACACAAGUUGGGAAACAGGAGAACAAGGAGAGCAGCACAGCAGGUUCAGAAGCGAAGGGUUCGACCUCGAAGAAGAAUACAGACGCUAUAGAUGACCUGCUUGGAAGUCUGAGCUCUGACCUGGAGAAGAUCGGCGUGCGCACCACAGCCAAGGGCCAUUGUGCGUCCUGCAACAAAUGCAUUGUGGGAAAGAUGAUAACCGCACUGGGUGAGGUGUGGCACCCUGAACACUUUGUGUGUGUGACGUGUAAGACGGAGCUGAGCACCACAGGCUUCUUCGAGAGGGAGGGUCGACCAUAUUGCCACAAAGACUACCAUCAGCUCUUCUCUCCUACCUGUGCGUACUGCAAGGGGCCAAUAAUGAAGAACAUCCUGACAGCUCUGGACCAGACCUGGCACCCUGAGCACUUCUUCUGCGCACACUGCGGAGGCCUCUUUGGACCUGAAGGUUUUCUAGAAAAGGAUGGGAAGCCGUAUUGUUGCAGGGACUUCUACCAACUCUUCGCUCCCAAGUGCUCUGGCUGUGGAGAGUCAGUGAAGGAGAACUACCUGACUGCAGCCAAUGGCACCUGGCACCCAGAGUGCUUUGUGUGCGCGGACUGCCUGAAGCCCUUCACUGACGGCUGUUUCAUGGAGCUGGAUGGUCGACCCCUCUGCUCGCUGCACUUUCACUCCCGGCAGGGGACUCUGUGCGGAGGCUGCGGUGAGCCAAUCACAGGCCGCUGUAUCUCUGCUCUUGAUCACAAGUUUCACCCGGAGCACUUUGUGUGUGCUUUCUGUCUGCGGAAGCUCAGCCAGGGCGUCUUCAAGGAGCAGAAAGGGAAACCAUACUGCUCGAUCUGCUUUGACAAACUGUUUUUGUAACCGACAGAAAGUCAGCAGAUACCUUUUGAAUGCUUGAUCAGUCACUGUUAAGAUAAUCAUUUCAAUAUGGCAACUAUACUUUUCCAACAUUGGAUGCAUCACAUUGCAUAAUUAUUUUUGCUUACGUAAAAGUGAGCAAUAAAUGUUUUGCUUUUUUUUAGUGAUAAGCAUGCUGAUAGUAGCUGAGGUUGAUAUGACAUUUUAAGAGAUUUUGGAGGCUAGUAUGAUGGAAUAAAAAUGAGAGGAGUGUAACAUGAACUGUGACUCAUAUAAUAAAUAGAUUAUGUGAAAAUGCCAAGGGAAAAAGGCUUAUUGUAACAUGAUUAAUGACAUGGUUGUUAAACACAAGGAAAACACUCAUAUCCCAUUUUGAAGAACUGAAAAAACAUUUCACAUGUGUGAUAUUUGGAUGACUCUAAAAAGUGUGUUUCUGACACUUGGACUAAAUUUUACAGGAUGUCAUAUUUCAUGACACAAAAUCUAUAAAUGGAGAAAGAAAAACACAGAGGUGCAGUUUUAAUCCAUGGUUUCCAUUAAGUGAUCCUCAGUUUGCCAUCAACCUUGGCAGCGUGCAAACCCUCUCUGCAGUGCGGAGCUGUUGUCUGUCUGGCUGAUAGCUUGUAUUGGCAGUGACUGGCAUAGAAUCGGUGUGCCAGCCUGAGUUUCCUUUUACUCUGACUUACCAUUUGGCCCCCGGCAUGCAUGUAGGAUUCAAACAACCUCCUUAUUCUGCACACAGGCUCCUUUAUAGAUGCCUAUGGAAGAUUAAUGAAGGUGUUGAGUUGAAUAAAGGUGGUUUCAGAAGGAGCUCCUUUGCAUCACUGCAUCUCUUUGGUAGCUCACUUUUGACUGCUGAGGGAAGAAGCAGACGUAAAACAUUUAAGGGUUCAUUCAUGUUUAGAGAUGAAGAUCGUAUGUCUGGCCUUAGUUGUUAUGGCCUGCUCUUUUUCUAACUUCUUAUGAUUAAUUGUAUGGAUGGUACAGUAUUUUCAAAUGAGGCUCAUGAAAGAUGGGAAGGUUUGAUUUUUCUGUGCAGUGUUUUUGCAGUUUUUUAAAUAUUCUUUAAUAUUAUUUUACUUUUGUAAAUAUUGAACAACGAAGGUAUGCAUAAAGUUACAAAAUGCACAUAAACCUCUUAAUGACAAAAUGCUGUCUUAGAUGUGAUUUGCAUAAAGAUUUGUUGCUAAAGUUG